AGCUUCUUCGAUUUCCCUCCUAGAGUCAAUUGUGGUAUGGAAAAUCAAAAUUUACAGUAGCUGAACGCAGUUAUGGAGUCGUUGCUUCCAGUAGAUCGUGCUGGCUUAGACACCCCAAUUCCGGGAACGAUGUGCAGUCGCAGAGUUUGGACACGCUCAGAAGUAUCCCGUCUCUCAGUGAGCGUGAAUGAAUUGGAUCUGGUGAGAGGUCUCUUACAAGCUUUGCAAGGUUUCUCUAGUCCCUUCAUUUUAUGGCACCAAAAGGAACAAACAUUCCUCCCUAAAAGUGAGAUACGAGUUUCUCAUUUGUCUCAGUCAAGCCUUCAUGUUCUCCUCUCUGGAUUUUUGUAUGCUGCAACAUGUUUGAAGCUUGUGGAGUCUAUUGUUUCUGGAAUUAAUACCUCUCUUAGAUCUCCUCCUACUUUAAUGGCGUUUUUUACCUCUGUCUCUUCUUGGCUUGAGAGACUCAGAGAUAUUGCUUUGAACGAAGAAGUGAAGAUCAACAAUUCUGAUGUUACUGUCACUCCAACCCUAUUGGGAUUAACUAGCUCUUUAUCUAGUCUGUGUUCAGGUGCUGAAUAUCUCUUACAAGUUGUACGAGGUGCACUCCCUCAUGCGUACUUUGAGUCAAGUUCAACUAUUUCGACAGCUGAAAUUGCUGUCCACGUUCUUGAUUACCUUUACAAGAGGCUAGAUGAAGUAUGCCUUGUACAAGGUGGUGAGGUGGGAGGAUUUCACAUGCUGCUGCAAAUAUUUGCUGGAAGUUUAUUGCCAUAUAUAGAGGGGUUGGAUUCAUGGUUGUUUGAAGGAACUCUUGAUGAUCCUUUUGAAGAGUUGUUCUUUACAGCCAACCAAUCAGUCUCUGUUGACGAUGCAGAGUUUUGGGAGAAAAGUUAUCUGUUGACGAGGGUGCCGGGUCCAAAUUCAGAUGUAACUAAGCUAAAUCAAAAGAAAGGAAUGAAUGUAAAUGACUCCAGUUCAGUUUCUGAUAGAGAAAAGGACCAGAAUAAUCGGGUGUUAUGCCCACUAUUCAUAAAAGACAUCUGUAAGUCGAUUGUUUCUGCUGGAAAGUCACUGCAGCUGAUGCAGCAUAUUCCUUCCACGUCUCCGGAAGUUUCUGGAAAGAUUCGGUACCAUGGUCGGAAUUUGGACAGUGCCAUACUCGCUGAAAAGUUUAGAAGCACUGCAGACUUAUCCUUGUCUGAAAUCUUUUGUCUAUCACUUGUUGGCCUUACAGGCUACGGCGAUCAUGUAUCUAGAUAUCUCUGGAAAGAUGAGGUGGAUGAGUGGGAGAUUUCUCCAACUUUAGCAUCAUAUAUAAGUGGAGAGCUGGUGAAUGGCAUGGGUGAUAAAGAUCUUCCAGUUCACACCUACUCAGAUCGAGUGUGGUAUAAGUUGUUGGUUGGUGCUGUGCAAGAGAAAAAAUCUAGGGAGACCAAAUUAGAACACCAAAGUGCGUGUUAUGUUAAUUGUGUUGGGAACGGAAAAAAUGGCCUCGCCGCCGAGAAGGCAUUGCAAGGGUUAUUCUGUCAUGAAAACGUUGUUGUUUCAGUCUCUAAACUAGAUCUUCAGAGGAAUAAAAAUGCUUGGAAUGCCCUGAACUUAUCACAAAACUAUUGUCUACCCUCUCUAAAUGAUGAGAGUUUGUUGAGUGCUGUUUUUGAGGGAUCUGGCGUGGCAGAUGCUGGAUUGAGCGGAACAAACUACAAAUUUGGAUUUCAAUUUGGUAUAUCUGAGUAUCUUUCUUCUCAGGAUGACACCAAAAUUCUAGAAACGUUAUUUCCCUUUCCCACUUUGCUUCCGUCAUCCCAGCCAAAGCUCCAUAUGUCAGAAUUCUUACCUUUUCAAAAGAAUAGUACACUUCCUUCAAAAGUUCUCAGCUGGAUGCUUAAGGAAGAGCCAAGGGAUACUCCACUUCCUGUUGUAAUAUUGCAAGAAUGCUUCGCAAUCUACGUCAGGAGGCAGACGGACUACAUUGGCAAAGUGAUCUUGUCCAGACUAAUGAAUGAUUGGAAAUUGAUGCACGAACUUUCAGUGUUGCGUGCCAUUUACUUGUUAGGCUCAGGGGACCUUCUGCAGCAUUUUCUGACUGUCAUAUUCGAUAGGCUGGGCAAGGGAGAGUCAUCGAAUGAUGAUUUUGAGUUGAACAUAAUCCUUCAGGAAUCAAUUAGAAAUUCAGCUGAUGCCACGUUGUUAAGCAGUCCUGAUUCAUUGGUGGUAUCUAUUUCCAGAGAAGAUUGUUUAGACAGAGACAAAGAUGACAAGGGUGACGUAAUACCACUUUCUUCAACUCGUAAAAGCCGUGCUAACAACUUUGGGAUAGAUUGUCUUGAAUCUCUCAAAUUCACAUACAAGGUGCCAUGGCCGCUUGAGCUUAUUGCCAAUAGUGAGGCCAUUAAGAAGUAUAACCAGGUGAUGGGAUUUUUGUUGAAGGUCAAGCGAGCAAAAUAUGUGCUUGAUAAAGCACGAAGGUGGAUGUGGAAGGGUAAAGGCUCUGCAACAAAAAUCCGCAAGCACCACUGGUUACUGGAACAAAAGCUCCUCAAUUUUGUGGAUGCUUUCCAUCAAUACGUAAUGGACAGGGUAUAUCACACCGCAUGGCGUGAGCUGUGUGAAUCUAUGGUAAAAGCAGGGUCUCUAGAUGAGGUCAUAUAUGUACAUGAGACCUACUUGUUAUCGAUUCAGAGGCAAUGCUUUGUGGUACAAGAAAAGCUGUGGGCAAUCAUCGCAAGUCGGAUCAACAUGAUUCUCGGUUUAGCUCUAGAAUUCUACUCAAUACAACAGACUCUGAGCAGCGGCGGAGCAGUUUCAGCGAUGAAGGCUAGAUGUGAAAUGGAAAUAGACAGGAUUGAGAAACAGUUUGAGGACUGUAUUGCUUUCCUCCUUAGGGUAUUGUCUUCGAAGCUGAAUGUGGGACACUUCCCUCACUUGGCUGAUUUAGUGACCAGAAUCAAUUACAAUUAUCACUACAUGUCUGACACUAGAAGCUUGAUGACUGUUUCUGGAGCAGAGACAAAAUCUUCCAGGGGCUGAACUGCCAGAUCUGAUGUCCAUGGAACUAAAUCACAAAUGCUGCAUCGUUGAUCUUCAAGUCUCAAGGCUUUUCUUGAGCUGCUAGUUCAUAGGUACUUUUUUAAAGCCACUGUUUUUAACUAGAUACUGUGAGAAUGUGUGCAUUUAUGUAAACUCAACUAAGCUCUAAAUAUUUUCAGUUUGUAAAAUUUUAUGUGCCUCGUGUAGAAAAUGAAACACAUGUAAAAGGUGUUUGCAAGAAAAUAGUGAUGACGUCAUUCUACCUAA
This is a messenger RNA of Capsella rubella, 3300 nucleotides long. Its product is annotated as gamma-tubulin complex component 5. NCBI's taxonomy places the organism in Eukaryota, Viridiplantae, Streptophyta, Magnoliopsida, Brassicales, Brassicaceae. Bases 73 to 3033 code for a protein of 986 amino acids. Gene Ontology annotation, cellular component: gamma-tubulin complex; centrosome; equatorial microtubule organizing center. Gene Ontology annotation, biological process: microtubule nucleation; mitotic cell cycle; cytoplasmic microtubule organization. Gene Ontology annotation, molecular function: gamma-tubulin binding; microtubule minus-end binding. The transcript is spliced from 15 exons. The record is from RefSeq and is a predicted model, not a curated record.